Messenger RNA from Penicillium mononematosum, 351 nucleotides. RefSeq lists its product as uncharacterized. The record is from RefSeq and is a predicted model, not a curated record. The transcript is spliced from 2 exons. NCBI's taxonomy places the organism in Eukaryota, Fungi, Ascomycota, Eurotiomycetes, Eurotiales, Aspergillaceae. The coding region runs from base 1 to 351 and encodes 116 amino acids.
AUGCUCCUGAUGGCGGUCGGUGCUAUGAUGAUAGGAGCAAAAAACUCGGUUUCUGUGAAUCCAGAUGAGAGGUAUAAGAUUAUUCCCUUUUUCACCUGUCUAUUCCAGGUGGAUGGGAGAAUCCUUGAUACCGUGUGUGGAGACAUCAUCGACCCUGAUCGGGUUUCAGAUGGGCUACUUCGUUGGCACUUUCGACAGUGUGUUUUCGUAAAUAUGAGGGGGGAUGGUGAGCCUAUAUGGGAACGAGACUUCCCACCGGGAACGGACAUGCUUAAGGAGAUAUUUAAGGGCCCUCUUCCGGUUGAACAGUUCGAAUUGGAGCCUUCGUAUAGACUCCGAAUGUCGGAAUAG